Alternaria arbusti is the source of this 1935-nucleotide messenger RNA. RefSeq lists its product as uncharacterized. Lineage: Eukaryota; Fungi; Ascomycota; Dothideomycetes; Pleosporales; Pleosporaceae. The coding region runs from base 1 to 1935 and encodes 644 amino acids. The transcript has 2 exons. The record is from RefSeq and is a predicted model, not a curated record.
AUGCAGAAAGCGCUAGGUCACCGUGCCGACUUCUUCGACGAUUUCUCUUCGGAAUCAGAAUGGGAGGACAGGAUGAGCAAAACGAUGCAGAGUCCGAUUACAAGCGAAGGGCCGGGUCUGAGAGACAUUCUGUACGACAUUCACGGCGAUAUUGAGAAUGCGCAGCGCGGAAGGAAUAGGCAACGCAGCACCAUCACCUCGUUGCCCAGACUCGCAGAUCUUGCAGAUGUCUCUGGCUCUGGAACUGAUGACAGUGGAACCGGCGAUGAGCGAGCUUCUGGUCGAGGAACCAAUCACGCACGAAAGAUGUCUCUGACACGUCUGAACAAGGACAAUGUGCGCCUGGUGGAUAACAGGUCUAUCAGGUCCAGUAUCGACUCGCCGAGACACUCGUUACGCAGCAACAUGUCUUUGCCCAACUCUCCGCUCAUGGCAUCGGUCAAUUCAGCACCAUUCAGUACAUCAGGACCUCUCGAGGAUACAAUCACAGCCCUACCGCAAAGCCCAACGUUCGGCAGAGAACACAGAAGAACCGCGUCGUCAAACAGCACAUCCGACAGCGUCCUCGCAGACUCCAUCAUAAACGCCCACGUCAUGACCAUGCGCGCCCUCGAAGCCUUGAGUUCAGACCCAAGAAGCAUAGACCCGAGAGUCAGUAGCGACAUAGCAAACGCAGCAGGUCGCACAUACCUGCACUCCGCCUCCACAACCUCCUGGCCCAAAUCCACCUCCUUCUCCGCCAACCGACACGUCACCCUCUCCCCUCUAUCAACCGGCGAUGGAGACCAAGACGACAGAGCCAGCCGCCACCGCACCGCACAAAUCUACUCCCCCGCCAUCAAAUCACCCAACCCCUUCUCCGUCCCUAAUACCGCUAAUACCACAAUCACAAACCCCGACCUCCUCAUCCCAAAAGCUAGCUACAUCCCGCAAAAACAUGCUAGCAUCCUAGAUUCCCAUCUCUCCGCCCUCAACUUCUCGCUCUCGAACCGCACGACGGAGGAUUACACUAGGUUGAACUCGUGCUGUACGAGUGCGUUUCCGUUUGCAGAUGAGCCGAAGAGCCCGUAUGAUGAUCGGAAGGGGAAGGAAGUUCUUGGGCUUAUGACGGGAACGGGAAAUGGGGAUGAACAUGAUAUGAGGAGUCGGAGGGAGAGGAAUGAGAGUGCGCAGGGGGUUGUGAGGGGUAGUGGUGAGGAGGGGGGACGUGGAGGUGGAGGUGAGAGGGGAGGGGUGAGUAUGGAAGGCGACGGUGUUGUUGUUUUGGUUGGGUUAAGGAGGUGGACGUGGGGUAUGGGGAGGGGGAGGUGUGCAUGCGCGUGUGGUAACGCGGACGAGGAGCAGGAUGGUUUGUCGGGCAGAGAAGAGAAGGUGGCCAGAGUCGUCAUUCCAACGUACGCCUCGUCUUGGACGCCGAAACACAGCUAUACCAAGAGCAGCAUCAGCAACUGCAACAGCGAGAAGAGAAUGGAUCACAGCCCCAAGAUGAAAAGGAAAGAGCGCUCCGCCGACUUCGAUGACGAAGCUUUCGCUUUUGCGCUCAGAGCUGCGAAUCGCGAGUUGGCGGGUAAUUGGUUCCGGAGGACGUUUAGCGCGAGGACGUUGAGUGGGAUACACGUUGAAAGAACAAGUAUGCGAUAUCACGGCAGCGAAAAGGCCAACGAGGAUCGCGAGAUUCAUCCUGCGCUUCGCUCUCCACAGAACAGACACGCUGCAACUCCUUCCUCAGACGACCUCCUGUCCCUAUACAAGAACCCCCAAACCGGACGAAAGAACUACACGUGGAUAUCCUGGGCCAGACGCAACCCACAAUCCCCCCAACCCCCAACACUCCACCUCACAUACUCCCUCUCCCGCCCCCGGAUCCUCCUCUUGGUGCCGGCGAAGGGAAAUUGGAAAGAAAGGAGUUUAGCCAGAGAGUCGGGUGUGGGAUAG